GGUAGUCAGCACUUUCUUCCAGAGAGAUUCGGGAGGGCCCCUCCCCGAAUUUGACCAGUUCGUUCCAGAGCAAUGCCGCCAGUGUGAAUGAGGUCUGACUCAAUGAUAGGGCCAGAAUGCUCUGACCCUAUUUGCUUUUCCUUGAGACAGGGUCAGCAACUUAAUCUGCUUUUCCUUGAGAUUCCUAUGAGCUUAAUACCUCUGCAGCUUCUACAUUUUUUCUUUUUUCCUUUGCCUUUUGCAUGCCUUACUUUGGCCUUAUUGUUACGCUCCAGACUUUCCCUUCACCUCUCUCUCAAUUCUUUUACUUCUAGUUAUGAUGGUUGUAGCUGGUGUCAUCACCUAGCAAAAUCAGAGUGCAGCAGAUGAUCUUGGAAAACUUAUUUUUCAGUACCCCAGCCAACAUGGCCAGUAGGGCAUUUGGGGUUGUAGAAAAAGGAAAUAACAUUAAAAUUGUGGAGCCUAGAUAUUGGGAGGCCCAACUGAUCUGAGACUCUCAUUUUAUGCAACCCCUAGUUUCUGGAGAUCAUGUCUUUAUGAUGGGCUGAGAUGGAAUUACAGGAUAUAGAGAUGUUCAAAAGAGGCUCCAGAAGGUGAUGUGAGCAGUUUAGGUUUCACCAGCUGUAACCCUUAGGAAAAAUGGGAUCAUGAAGAGAAGAAAUAUUUGAUCUUCCCUAUUUGAAAUCUCACUGUGAUCUCUGAAUAAUCAGUUUGAGUACCUUUAUCAUCAUGGUUACAGUAGUAAUAGUGGAUGUUUUGGGGCUACUAGUCCCAUAAUGUUUCAGCAUUAGCUAGGAUCUGAAAGGCCACAGUUGCCCAUCCCUGUUUUACUUAGUAGCUGGAAAGGAUGAACCACUGGAGGAAAAAGCUUCACUUUCAGAGGCUGUUCUCUGAUGGUCUUGGAAAUGACUUAAAAUCAAACGAAGAGCCCCUCUUAAGAAAAAAUCCUCGACGGUUUGUCAUUUUCCCAAUCCAGUAUCCUGAUAUAUGGAAAAUGUACAAACAGGCUCAAGCUUCUUUCUGGACAGCAGAAGAGGUUGACUUAUCUAAGGAUCUCCCUCACUGGAACAAACUGAAAUCAGAGGAGAAGUACUUUAUUUCACAUAUUCUAGCUUUUUUUGCAGCCAGUGAUGGAAUUGUGAAUGAAAACUUGGUAGAACGCUUUAGCCAGGAAGUGCAGGUCCCAGAGGCUCGCUGCUUCUAUGGUUUCCAGAUACUAAUAGAAAAUGUUCAUUCAGAGAUGUACAGUUUAUUAAUAGAUACUUACAUCAAAGAUCCUGAGGAAAGGGACUUCUUAUUUAAUGCUAUCGAAACAAUGCCAUGUGUCAAGAAGAAAGCAGACUGGGCCCUAAGGUGGAUAAGAGACAGGAAAGCCACAUUUGGUGAGAGAGUGGUUGCUUUUGCCUCGGUUGAAGGAAUCUUCUUCUCUGGUGCUUUUGCAGCUAUAUUUUGGCUCAAGAAGAGAGGGCUGAUGCCGGGUCUCACUUUCUCCAAUGAACUUAUUAGCAGAGAUGAAGGUCUCCAUUGUGACUUUGCCUGUCUAAUGUUUCAGUACCUAGUGAAUAAACCUUUGGAAGAAAGAGUCAGAGAGAUCAUUGUCAAUGCUGUUGAAAUUGAACAGGAGUUUUUGACAGAAGCCUUGCCAGUUGGCUUGAUUGGAAUGAACUGCACUCUAAUGAAACAAUAUAUUGAAUUUGUGGCUGACAGAUUACUUCUGGAAUUGGGCUUCUCUAAGGUCUUUCAAGCGGAAAACCCUUUUGAUUUCAUGGAGAACAUUUCUUUGGAAGGAAAAACCAAUUUUUUUGAGAAGAGAGUUUCAGAGUAUCAGCGUUUUGCAGUGAUGGCUGAAACAAAUGAUAAUGUGUUUACUUUAGAUGCUGACUUCUAGAAUUGCCUUCUUGGAAGAUGAAUCUUGCCAAAGUAUUCAUUUGCCACUGCUCCUAUUGCUUCUACUAGAAGUGGAGUGCCCUGGGAAUAUUUCUCUACUUCCUCACAGUUAAUGGAUUGUUUCUUAUGCAGUAUAUUUAUUGCAGACCGUGAUGUAAACAGAAUGAGUAUGUAUAUGUGUGUUUGUACUCGCUAAUCAAGGGGGCCUCUAUAAACUGGUACAACUUUUAUAGCCAGAGUUUAAUAUUAUUGUGCCAGACAUAGAGGCGACUCACUUGUAUAUGUAGCAGUAAGCUUAAAUUGAGUUUAAUAAUAAUACCUCAACCUUUAACAGCACAAUACAAUUUGUUCUCUCCUCGCCCCCAAUCAGCACUUGAUCCAUUGUGCUCAGAUGAAGGACUAAUUGCUGUGCAGCCUAUGGGGUGCUCCAGCAUAAGAAGAAUCCUACUGGAUCAGAAUAAAUAAUUAUUUUGCCUAGCAUCCUGUUUCACACAAUGGCCAACCUAUGGAAAACUUACAAGGAGGACACAAGGGUAGUACUGCGACACUAUUCUAGCAGCUGAAACUCAGAGACAUGCUAAAGAUGGCCAUUCCGUCCCCUCUUCAUUCAAGGGUUUUAGGUAUUCUUCACUGCCAGUUCAAACCACUGUAGCUUUCCAUCUAGUCAUUGGUGAGGACAUAGACUGAAGGCACUUGAUACUGCCAUAUUUCAGGUCAGUGCCUGAAUAAGAUUCCAACUAUAUGCCACCUUACCUCUUGCAAAGAAUGGUGAGAUAUCUGUGUGACCAUCUGUGUCAUUUUGAACCUGUCUGGAUGUUUAAGAUGUUCAGGACAUGCUAUCUUGAGAGUGCCAACUUUUGCAGAGGUGUGAACACCCAGAGGAGAGGGAUUUCCGUGUUUGAUAAAUUAUAGAGUGUACUCCCUCAUAGGUGUUGUUAGUUUCUGUUCUCACUGGUUUUAGGAAGGGUCUGGAGAUGCAUUUCUUUGAACUGGCUAUUUGAACUGUUACGAUGAUUUUUGGUUUUUGUGAUUAUUUUAAUGUUUUAUUGAUUUAAGCUCUUUUUCAUUUGUUUCUAAUGUUUCUUAGCUACCUUGAAUUCAAUUUCUUUUGUAGAAAGAAGAAAUUAGAAAUAAAUAAAUAAAUAAAUAAAUAAACCAAUAUAAAUAACACUAGGAGUGAAAGGCCACAAAGGUUCUCAGCCCUUAGUUGAAAUCAGUAUGCAGACACGUUUUCAUGGCAAAACAGAAUGCAGUACUGUGGUUUUAGAGUAGUGAUGUGUGUGUAUGCAUGUGCCUUCAAGUCUUCUGUUGACUUAUGGCAACCCUAUUAAUUUAACAUGGUUUUAUUUAUUUAUAUAUUUUAUUAAAGUAUUUUUGUAUCACCUCCCAAACCACAAGGGCUCCCAAGGCAAUGGUCAAAUAAAACCCAUUUAAAACAAUACAAAGAUUAAAAAAAAACAUUUUGAACCGCUUUGAUCAUUUUGGAAAAGCGGUAUAUAAAUAAAGUUUUAUAUAUUUUUCUAUAUAUUUUAAAAAUACAUUAAAAUAUUCUUUAAAUCUCCCUAUGAGCAGUCAGAAAAUAACAUUGGAGUCCAAUUUUAAAACAGUUAAAACAGUAAUUUGAAACAUUUAUUGCCCUGAGGAAUAGCAUUGUUUUGGCUGCCUGCUAAAAGCUUGAAAGAGACGGAGCCACCCUACUAACUUCCUUGGGUAGUGAGUUCCACAGUCAAGGCCCUGCUACAGAGGAAGUCCUGUUAUGUGUAUCCACUGACCUAACUUCACAAGAUGUUGGAACAUGUAACAGGGCCUCCUCUGAAGACCUCUUAAUUUCUGGCAGGCUUAUGAGGUGAUUUUGCCAGUUCCUUCUGCUGAAAUACAGCCUGGAGCACCAAGUAUCUGCUGGUGGUUUCCCAUCUCCUUAGCUUCCAAGAUUAGAUUCUGGUGCCUUUGGCUGGUACAUAUGUUUUAAAGGCCAAUUGGUCAGUGUACACUUGCUAUUGUACUCUGCCACAUUUCUGUGAUGAUUAAGUACAACAGUAACUUAAGUGGCAGUAAUAGUUUAAAGUUAAUACAGUAGUGAUAGAAGAACAUGGGCGGAGGAGGGCAGAAAAGCUGUUCAAAGAUGCUUUAAAAAUUAUUUGCCAAUUAUCUUAAUAGCUGGUUUAAAGACUAUUGAAUGUAGUGGAGCCAUAUAUGCUUUUUCCUAAGUCUACACAGUGUAAAAUAUCUUCUUGCAUGCUUGAAAACAAAACAAAACAAAACAAAAUGCAAACACAUUGGGUGUGGAUAGUGGAUACACUUAACAGCACUAUUUACUAUAGAGUUACAGUUCUAUCCUGGAGGAGUAAAAGGCUGCAUUAAAUAUGUCAUCCUCUUUAAAACAGAGGGAUUGUAUCUGUGCUGAUAGUUUCUCAAUUAGCUUGACGGAGUCAGAGUGAUGUAGUGGAUAGUGUGAUGGAUAGAGACUGCAGAGAUACAGUUUCAAAUUCUCUUUUAGCCAGGGCUUCACUGAAUGACCUUGGACCAAUCUCAUAAUCUCGCCCUAAAUUACCUCAUGGAUUUGCUGUAAAAAUGAAACUGGGCGAAGGGUGUCAUAUAUAUUAUUUUGAGCUCUUUCAAGGGGUUUCAAAAUAUAAAAAGAUAAUAAACAAGAAACAUAAACAUUCCCUCCUAAAGACUGGAAACAAAAUUAAAAUGAAAUAAUCUAAACCCCUGCAUGAACAAACAGAAAAAUGUAUUCACAGCCUAAAUUGUUUUGGCCACUGAAUAUAUUUUAUGUUAGUGGGAGAAUAUUGUAUAUACUUUGAAAAAGAAACAUGAUGACUGAUUGUAUAAAUAGUUUUUAAAAAAAUUAUUAAUGAAAACUGGAACAGUUCCUGCCGUAGGGUGAUUCUGGAGAACUGGUCAUUUGGCCAGAAGACUUUUUGGCUGAAAAUGUGACCAUCUGUUUGCAGCAGCUCACGUUGCAUGGAGUUAGCAGAGUUGGACAUCUGGUCUACAGUGUUUCUCAAUGGACUUCAAAAAAAUAUACGUAGUACAAUUUUGUAAAGCUGCUUUUGUUUGCAGAGCUUGUUGGCAUCAAAGCCAGGACUGGUUGACCACAGAAAUGAAUGGGAAAAAGAUAGAGAAGGGCAGGGAAGGGUACUGAAACCAUCCCUCUAGAGAAGUACUUAGCCUGUUUUUGCAGGCUUGAGAUAAAUGUUCAUGAGUUAGCAUAUUCUUUUUAGUUAUUAAUUGCAUAGUUCUAAAUCAAGUGUAAUUUUAGUGGAGGAAACCAAUGUGCUGGCAGAGUUUUCAUAGUUUCUUCAACUGUGUAAGCAGGAUUCUACUUAUGCAUUUGGUUUCUAGGCACACCACUGAUUUAUGCUACCUUAGUAUAUCCACUUAUGUAACUGAAAACUGCAUUAAAUUCCUCUACAGUGUAAUCUUGAGACUGGAGGUCAUGAAUUUGUAAGGCAUUUGUAUAUUAUGGCCAUAACUCUUUUUACUUUACAAAAGUGCACCACAAUAUUUGUCCCUAAUACAACUCUAGCUACACACAGCUACUGGGCCUAGAUGAAUGAUGCACAUUUGCACCUGUAUCAAAAAUGUAUCCUGCCAGUUCAGUGGACUCCAAACAAUGAAACUGCUAUGCAUGCAGAUUCCUUCUAAGUGAGCACAUCUCCCCUCUUGGAUCUCCAUUGCUGAUUGGGCCUGUGUGAGAGCGGUCAUGUUGCAAUGCUUUUAUAGCCAUAAGGCAGAAACCGGCAAACAUGAAGGUGUAUAGACCCAGAAAGAAAACUGCAGGACUAAUUAUGCUAACAAAUUACAGCAAAAUAUUCUGUACACUAAGGAGUAAUUUCCCAGUGAAUUCAAUGGACAAUUGCUUAUAAUUAGAUAUGUGCAAGAAUGUGCUGCAAAUAUGCAUCUGUGCUUUAAUUUUUUUAGGGUUUUUUUGUCCUUUACAAGUUUGUUUGACCUCUUGAAUGACUACUUACUAUACUGAAGUUAAAAGGAGAAUAUAUCCCUCAUGGGCAUUUCAGAACUGUAAGUGAUAGCUGUUGACACUGGAUAGGUUUUCAAGCUUUUCCCCAACAUUAUUUUCAGCAACAAACAGGUAAUAGUAAAUUUGUCUACUCCCCCCAGCAAAUCCUAUAAUAAAUCAUUUUGCAUGCUGAUAAUUGUUGAAUUAAACCCAUUAAUAAAUGAAGAAACAGAGCACAUAAAAGUUACAUAAGGAGGGCAACAGAAAAUGAUCCUUGGUUUGGUAUUCCUUUUGUUUAGAAAAAUAUAAAACAAUUGAAAUAAAAUCACUCAAAGUCUGGUA
This is a messenger RNA of Sceloporus undulatus (fence lizard), 6193 nucleotides long. It is a transcript of the gene RRM2B, whose product is annotated as ribonucleotide reductase regulatory TP53 inducible subunit M2B. Gene Ontology annotation, cellular component: cytosol. The record is from RefSeq and is a predicted model, not a curated record. Gene Ontology annotation, molecular function: ribonucleoside-diphosphate reductase activity, thioredoxin disulfide as acceptor. Bases 848 to 1888 code for a protein of 346 amino acids. Lineage: Eukaryota; Metazoa; Chordata; Lepidosauria; Squamata; Phrynosomatidae. The transcript is spliced from 9 exons. Gene Ontology annotation, biological process: deoxyribonucleotide biosynthetic process.